Molecule: messenger RNA, 2596 nt
Organism: Sebastes umbrosus (honeycomb rockfish)
Lineage: Eukaryota; Metazoa; Chordata; Actinopteri; Perciformes; Sebastidae
Product: carbohydrate sulfotransferase 11-like
Exons: 4
Coding region: 488-1507 (339 amino acids)
Biological process (GO): proteoglycan biosynthetic process; carbohydrate biosynthetic process
Cellular component (GO): membrane
Molecular function (GO): sulfotransferase activity
Source: RefSeq, a predicted model, not a curated record
GUCAUGGCAUGGUGCCUCGUCCAUGUCUGGCGAAGAAGAAAAAGUUUGUGUAGUUUCGACAAACUCAAGAAGACAUCACUAACAACUAGAGAUAGGAGACGCAGAACUGUCUAUUCACACCGGUUUAAUAUCGCUUUAGGGCUUGUCAUUAUCAACGUGACAUUAUUAAAUGUUUUAUCUAAAGGUGGCUGUGCUUAAUUGGUCAUCAUUUAUCAAGUUAUAGCGUUGUUUUAACAACCAAAACCGGCUCAGAGCAGAGAGCGCUUGAGCGGUUCUGGAUGUUUCUUCCACUCAACGUUAAACAUUAAUUGCUGGGUCUUUCAAUUAUCCCGCUAAACGUUAUUACUGGAUGGGUUGUUGGGUUUUCUUUUUUUUCGUCUCCCGAAAUCUUAAUGAAUAGUCUCGCAUCCUCGUCCGCCGCCGGGUGGUCUCGCAUGAACCGUCGGGGGCUCCGCCAGCAGAGCCAGCAGCAGAGCGGGGCUUCAGGAUGAAGAUGCCCAGAGGAGGACGCCUGUUCCUGGCGACGUGCCUCGGCUCGCUCUUCGUUAUCGUGCUUUACUACCAGAGCAUCACCAAGCCAGAACCUGGUGUGAAGACGGACAGCAGACCAGGAAAAAGCAGGAGAAGUCCACUGCAGACCCUCUACAAUGGAGACCAGCAGCUGGAGCUGUUGGCAGCUCAGAGGUCCCUCCAAGGUCGCAGGGAGCUGUUGGAGCAGGCUUGUCUGAGCCACACAAGGAAGCGCCAAGUGCUUUCGUCUGAGGAUCUCAAACACCUCAUUGUGGAUGACAAACACAGCCUUAUUUACUGCUACGUACCCAAGGUAGCCUGCACCAAUUGGAAGCGUGUCCUUAUGGUCCUCACCAGCGACGGCCGCUACACCGACCCCCUUGCCAUCCCUGCAAAUGAGGCCCAUGUGGCGGGUAACCUCCGCACGCUCUCUGAGUUCUCGGUACCUGAGAUCAACCAACGCCUUCGCAGCUACCUCAAGUUCAUCUUCGUGCGGGAGCCCUUUGAGCGCCUUGUGUCCGCUUACCGUAACAAGUUCACCCGUAGCUACAACACCGCUUUCCACAAGCGCUACGGAACCAAGAUCAUCCGCCGGCACCGGCCCGACCCGGAGCACGAAGCUCUGGAGAAAGGGAAUGACGUAUCUUUCCCUGAGUUUGUCCAGUACCUCGUGGACCCUCGGACCCAACGGGAGGAACCUUUUAACGAGCACUGGGAGCGGGUACACUCCCUCUGCCACCCCUGCCUGAUCCACUAUGACGUAGUGGGGAAGUACGAGACUCUGGAACCCGAUGCUCAGGCUGUGCUCAGGUUGGCUGGAGUGGAGGCGAUGCUUCAAUUUCCAACGUCUGGUAAAAGCACAAGGACCGACGGCAACAUGGCCGCACGCUUCUUUAAGCAUAUCAGUCCUUUCUACCAGAAGAAACUGUUCAACCUGUAUCGAAUGGACUUCCUGCUUUUCAACUACUCCACACCAGAGUACCUCAGGACUCGAUGAGGGGCAGAUAAUAAAGGAUUGACAUCAGUGCCAUGGAUGUGUGAUAGUUCCCCUUCAGACUUUUGGUUAGUGAUGAUCAUUUUGCACUUUCUGGUUGCCACGGACAAUUUUCAUCCCUGCGAGGAGUGGUACAUCACAAGCAUUGACUUGUCACUAUGAUCCUUCAACCAAAACAGCUGUGGAGAAAGACUUGAUGUUUUGGUUUCAGUGAAUGGAACCAAAUUCUUCCUGAGAAGAAAAGACAAAUCGACAGCUGUAAUCUACCGAUCAUCUGUCAGGUCAUAUUUGUCUGUUUGCUUUCUAGCGUGAAAACAAAGUGGCGUAUUGUUUUGAUGUUUUGGCAGAACAGAAUGCAGACGGGUUGUUCCCAAAAUGUGUUUGAACAUGCAGGUGAUACAUUAACUGUCUUUACAAACAGGUCCUUUAGUCUCAGAUAGAAUUCAGCACACUGGAAACCGCUUAUAGUGAUCAUGGUGACAGUGAUCAAGCGCUUAUAUGGAUCAAAAAGCUCGGGACCGAAUCAUUCCUAUACAAAUGCUGUUUAAAUAAUUCGCUGAAAGUAAUCAAGCAGUCCGCUUACUGUGUUUAUUUGAGGUCUUUCCAUACAUGAUAAGAUAUGGAAAAACAUUUUAAAACAUUAGACUAAUGUUAAUUGAAUUUUUGUUUUGUUUUUUAACUUUACUCCCGUGACACUUUGCCUCGCGGACCGUCUGCUUUCCGGCUGGAUAACGAAUGCGCACGGUUAAAGCGCCUGUGGUUGAAGCCGCCCUUGUCAAGUGGAUUGCUAACUCCUUGUCACAUAACGCCCCACAAAUUGAAACUUUUUCUGAUCCUCAACCGGCUCUGCGGCACACAUGCAGACCGGUGCCCGUCUCCCUUCAUGCCGCUACCGAAUGUGCGAACAAGGAGCACGGGCAAAGGGGCGCCGUUCAUCUGCAUGUACGCUCGCGCUGCAAGAGCCGGCCAAAAAACUGCAAUGCCUCUCCCUCGAUGAGGGAAAAGGCAGAAGAAGGGAGCCAGUAAAUAGUGAAGCGGUCUGUUUUGUUACCUUGUAUUCAUGUAAUGAAUAUACUGUAUAAGUGUCAAUUA